UUAACGAACUCUCGCGAGGGUGGUGUCUUGCGCAUCGGGGUGUGAGGUGGUUCUCUUUCCGUCAUGGCGCUGAAGGUGGCAAAGGCUGCCGGUGGUGUUGCUCAGUCAGUGCUCAGGCCAGCCCUUCUCUGUCGUCCUUGGGAGGUUCCAGGUGCCCACGAGGCCCCCUGGAGGAGCAUCUCUUCGCCUCCAUCAGCUAAAUAUGGAGGGCGGCACACAGUGACAAUGAUCCCAGGGGAUGGUAUUGGACCAGAGCUCAUGUUGCAUGUCAAGUCUGUGUUCAGGCAUGCGUGUGUGCCUGUGGACUUCGAAGAGGUGCACGUGAGUUCCAAUGCUGAUGAAGAAGACAUCCGUAAUGCCAUUAUGGCCAUCCGUCGGAACCGCGUGGCCCUGAAGGGCAACAUUGAAACAAACCAUAACCUGCCACCAUCCCACAAAUCACGAAACAACAUCCUUCGCACCAGCCUGGACCUCUACGCCAAUGUUAUCCACUGUAAGAGCCUGCCAGGAGUGGUGACCCGGCACAAGGACAUAGACAUCCUCAUUGUCCGGGAAAACACAGAGGGCGAGUACAGCAGCCUGGAGCAUGAGGUCCCUUCUCCCCUGUCCCCUUCUCAGAGUGUGGCAGGGGUGGUGGAGAGCCUGAAGAUCAUUACCAAGGCCAAGUCCCUGCGCAUUGCCGAAUAUGCCUUCAAGCUGGCUCAGGAGAGCGGGCGCAAAAAAGUGACAGCUGUGCACAAGGCUAACAUCAUGAAACUGGGUGAUGGGCUCUUCCUCCAGUGCUGCAGGGAGGUGGCAGCCCGCUACCCCCAGAUCACCUUCGAGAACAUGAUCGUGGAUAACACCACCAUGCAGCUUGUGUCCCGGCCCCAGCAGUUCGAUGUCAUGGUGAUGCCUAAUCUCUAUGGCAACAUCGUCAACAAUGUCUGUGCUGGGCUGGUUGGAGGCCCAGGCCUCGUGGCUGGAGCCAACUACGGCCACGUGUAUGCAGUGUUUGAGACGGCCACAAGGAACACAGGCAAGAGUAUCGCCAAUAAGAACAUUGCAAAUCCCACAGCUACUCUGCUGGCAAGCUGCAUGAUGCUAGACCACCUCAAGCUCCAUUCUUACGCUACCUCCAUCCGCAAGGCCGUCUUGGCAUCCAUGGACAAUGAAAACAUGCACACCCCAGACAUUGGGGGCCAGGGCACCACUUCCGAAGCCAUCCAGGACAUCAUCCGCCACAUUCGCAUCAUCAAUGGCAGGGCUGUGGAGGCCUAGGUUGUCCCAGGAUUGUCGUGGCCCACUCCUCAGAUUCCCCUUUUACCCCCACACCCUUAUCGAGCGCUAGGCAGAGCCCAGAAUAAACUAGCUUCGUUCCC
This is a messenger RNA of Nycticebus coucang (slow loris), 1361 nucleotides long. RefSeq names its product isocitrate dehydrogenase (NAD(+)) 3 non-catalytic subunit gamma (gene IDH3G). The transcript is spliced from 12 exons. The coding region runs from base 64 to 1260 and encodes 398 amino acids. Gene Ontology annotation, cellular component: mitochondrion. Gene Ontology annotation, biological process: tricarboxylic acid cycle; isocitrate metabolic process. Lineage: Eukaryota; Metazoa; Chordata; Mammalia; Primates; Lorisidae. Gene Ontology annotation, molecular function: NAD binding; oxidoreductase activity, acting on the CH-OH group of donors, NAD or NADP as acceptor; magnesium ion binding. The record is from RefSeq and is a predicted model, not a curated record.